Molecule: messenger RNA, 213 nt
Organism: Phytophthora sojae
Lineage: Eukaryota; Oomycota; Peronosporomycetes; Peronosporales; Peronosporaceae
Exons: 1
Source: RefSeq, a predicted model, not a curated record
AAUAACUUCGUUCCCCACUUGUGGGGUUUGUCCUUCAUAAAAACGCGGGUACCGUUGAACUUGGAGUGCGAUGGCAACAUGCCUUCGUCGAAUGAAAGUACACCACCCGGGACAUAUCCACUUUUAAACGUCCUUUGCAGUACAUCUAGGAUGGGGCGAAUUUUCCAAGCCCUGUCCAAACCAGCUCAGGGGUCCUUGUUGUCGCUAAAGUGA